This is a messenger RNA of Sphenostylis stenocarpa, 1389 nucleotides long. Lineage: Eukaryota; Viridiplantae; Streptophyta; Magnoliopsida; Fabales; Fabaceae. The record is from the annotation of a GenBank genome assembly.
AUGGGGUACUCAAAGGCACCCACUGCGUACUACUCCACUCUGCACGAUUCAAUCACCUCCCUAUGCAAAACAAUUCUUCCUUUGGGAUUCAAGAAACGGUGUUUGGUUUCCUCAGAGCAAAGGUUGUGGCAGCUUCGAUCCGACAACCUCAAAUGGCAGCAAGACUCUCUCCACCAGAUGCUCAACUUGGUGACUUUUCACAAAGAUGACAUCCUCUCUGAAGCUGAGGUUUCAGCUUUCAGGACCCAUUUGCUUGAUACCCUUCUUGCUGCUCCCUCUCCACAACAGGAUCAUGCUCUCAUCAUCAAAGACAAACUCAUGUUCUUACAGGAACUUCUUCAUGCCAAAUGCAUUUCAGAAGGAGAGUAUCACUCUUCAAGAAGACCUUUGCUUGUGAGAUUGGAAAUUCAAGGAGGUGAGAUUGAAGGCAGGAAAGUGAUCAUUGCAGGGUCAAAAGACACAAAAGAAAAUUCACAAGAAGAAUGGUCAGAGAUUGACUUGAAGGAUGAGCAGUGCUUAAUGAACAAACAUAACUCAAAUUCCAAGAAGACAUCAAAGCAGGCAAGGAAACAAGUUGUUAAAGCAGCAACCUCGGUUUUAAGCUUUGGCUCUCCUUUCAAACCUGGUAAAAACUCGAUGGAGAAGAGCAUAUUAAAUUCACCCACUUUACACAUGUACUCAGCACAAUCAAAAGUCCCAUCUCCUUCUAUCUUUACCCAAAGUGAAUUGAGGCAUUCUAAGGAAAACAACCCCUUGUGGGAUGAAUCAGAGAAGAAGAGGAAGCCAUUUAGAGCUCUAUUUCAUAGGGAUAAGAAUAAUAAAGAGGGGCAUGGUGGUGGUGGAGAUCAUGAUGGUCUUGAGGCAGAGAAAUCAGCCAAAAAACAAUGGGGGUUUGAUGGGUUGAGGAAAUGGAAGAAAAGUGACACAGAUGAUGACACAGUUCCUCUGUCUCUAAAUGAGAGGUCUGAUAGCGAGGCCUACUUGCCUUCCUAUCCUUCAAGAGCAUAUGGUGAAGUCUCACUCAUGAACAAGUUGCAUUCUGAUCUAUCAUCACCUUCUGCUUUUUCUGUAGAUGAUAAGGUUUUGGGGGACAAUGGAAAGAAGGAGCUGUUAAGAAUCCGUACAGAAAUGAGGAGCACAAAUGCAAAUCUCAACUUCUCACCAAGGUCUGACCGGCACAGUGAAAUCGUGUUAGAUGUGGUGAAGAAACAAUCGAAAAACAAUGUUGGAGAAAUGGAGAAUAGGCACAAUGAUACAGAAGGGAAAUAUGAAAACUCAAUAGGGUGGACAACAUUUGAAGACGAUGAAAACCUUCAUCCAAAUCUGUCUAUUCACCAUGAUAAAUCAUUGCAUAGCAGUAGCAUCAAUCCAUUUGAUCUUCAUGGUUAG